AUGAUCUCCGAGGAAGAUCAACAUGCUGAACUUCAAAGGCAACGCGUGUGUGGAGGCCAAAGCAAUGGGGGAGGGGAGGUCCAUGUUUUGCUCUUUGCUUCUCAGAUUUCUUGCGGUAUUUUGCGCACAAGGAGGCAGAUUACCUUGCGCGACUGCUGGCCCAGCUGCCGUGCACCUCAGAGUGAGGACUUGGCAGGGGGUGAGAAGGUCCGUGGCAUGACGAAAGUUUCCUGCGUGCAGUGCUGCGUGCAGCGCCAACACGAACUCGAAACCCAGACUCAGCUCACCGUUCAGUUUCCUCGUAUUUCCCCCAGGCCAGACCUUAGCCGCCUGGAUGGUGAGGACUUGGCCUUGGCCCCGGGCAGGUCACUCCUCAUCCCCAAGAGCUACACAUGUGAUUGA
This is a messenger RNA of Symbiodinium natans, 402 nucleotides long. Lineage: Eukaryota; Dinophyceae; Suessiales; Symbiodiniaceae. The record is from the annotation of a GenBank genome assembly.